Molecule: messenger RNA, 582 nt
Organism: Glossina fuscipes
Lineage: Eukaryota; Metazoa; Arthropoda; Insecta; Diptera; Glossinidae
Exons: 3
Coding region: 1-342 (113 amino acids)
Source: RefSeq, a predicted model, not a curated record
AUGGCAGCCAACACAGCUUUGGGGCUUUGGCUAGAUUGCGUUAGUUGUUGCUUUCUAAUUUCCGUAACAUUCAGUUUUAUUGUGUUAAGCCAACAAACUUAUAGCGGUAAUGUUGGCCUAGCAAUUUCGCAAGCAAUGAUUCUAACCGGUAUGGUACAAUCUGGUGUGAGGCAAGUAGCGGAGUCUUUGAAACAAAUGAUUCUAUUGGCAUUGGCAACAAUUCCUAAAUUACGAAAUGUAAUAAGGAAAUUAAUCAAAGUGACGAAUGCUCCCGAAACGAUGUUAUCUUACGACUGGGUAACGAGGAAGAUGCAAAAAGUGGCUUGCAGGAAAAUGCGAUAGAAGACAGUUCCCAUGAAGUUUGUGAAGAAGGUGGAAGACAUUCAAUACCUACCUCUACUUUACUUAACAGCGGCCAUAUGUAAGUUGGUAACAUGUUUUCGUACGUUCUGUUCUUUCUACGCUUCGAUACAAUUAUAAAAUACAAGAACAAAUGAUUUCGAAAACGUGAACGUCUCAAAAACAAAGAAAAAAAGGUGUUAAUACAAGUAAACUACAAAGGAUUCUGUUAAGUAGUAGCAU